AUGGCUCAGGAGCAUUCCCACAGCAACAGCAGACCGGUUGAGCGGGUUGACAGCCUGCAAAUGGCACAGACGGCCCCAACAGCCACGCAACUGGAACAGCAAGCAUCACAACAACAGUCACCGCCACUCUCCCAUGGGCUGGACGCGCCCGCCGGGACUACCGAAGGUGCAAUAGAAACACCUUCGACCUCAGCCUUGCCGGAGCCCCGAAAUGGGCCCCAUCUCCCGGAUCUCAACGGCGGUCUCAACGCCGGAACAGCCACAACAACAGCCUUCCCAUCCGGUGGUCUUGGCCCAAACAUGUCGAGCAGACGAAUGCUUGCUCAAAAUGCUCGCACGGCUCGUCGCUUUCACUUCCAAAUAUGGACUGCCGUCCUUGUAUCGGCCUACGGCGGCGCUUCUGCCGUUAUUUCUCCUCUCGUCUCUCAUCUCCCCCAGAAAGGGCUCUGGCCCUUCGCCGUGCUCUUCGCCGGCCUUGUGUGCGCAGCGGCUGCGUUAAGGGUUUUUCAGUCUUAUUCUGAUGUCUGCUCGCUCAUUUUCGCGCGCGCUCUGCAGGGUAUCUCGGCUGCUGCGCUGACGGCUGCGGUUUCUGGCAUUAUCGCGAAAGUCGCGUGUGCUGCUGGCCGUCAGGCCACUCCUCUUUCUCCGGCCGUUACCCAAAAUAUGGCCAUGACCAUAGCUCCGGCCGCGGCUGGGCUUCUGCACGACUAUUAUAACGUCAACGUUGUCUUCCAACUUGCAUACGGCCUUGUGGGGGCGAAUGCGCUGUUGACGCUGAUUGCAGCGCUGGCCAAUCAGAGUCAUCAGCCCACAGAGGGGCCCGACAGCUGUCCAGUCGAACCACAGGCUCGUGGCUAUGGCACAAUCCACUCUGGCUUUCCUCGGUCCGGCUCUUCCCCAAUUUCUUCGAGAUCCAUCUCGCCUGCAUCGUUCCCACUAUCGUUCCCACCCAGAUCUAGCCACAGGGAGCCUUCCACGUUCCACUCCAAUGUCACCUGGAGCCAUCGGGUUCUGGUGGCCUUCUUUGGUUAUCUGGUAAUUGGGCUGCUCACCUCCGCUCUGCAGAGUGUGCUUCCGCUCUUCGUCCAGCGCCAAUUCAAAUGGCCUGUGUCUGCAGCCGGUCUCAUUUUUGUUCCCUUGUCAGCUCCCGCCGCCCUCAUCGGUCCUCUUUCUGGUGCUUUAGUGGCUCGCAUUCCCACAUCUGCCCGCUACCUCACCGCCUUCGGUUUCACCGCCAGUAUUCCAGCCUUCGUCUAUCUCGGGCAGCUAGACGGCAGCACAAAACUUAAGCUGCACGCCUUCAUCAUGACACUCACCGGUCUCUCCUCCGCCAUCGCGCUCGCGGGGGACCCCUUGAUCGAGGAACUCACCAACGCCCUCAACGCCAGCGGAAGCACAACAACGCAUGUCACGACCCUCCCUAACCUCGCAGCUUCGUGGGGAAGCUUUGUUGGCCCUCUGUUUGCCGGUGCCGUCACCUCGCUCUGGGGAUGGGCGAUCAUGAAUAGGUCACUGGCUCUGGUUAGCGCUGCAGCCGGCUUGGUCUCGCUCUUCUUCCUCCAGGGCUGGAUCCGGAGCCCGGCACCCGAGGUUCGCAGUCAUCGCACGGAAUCCAGCUCCGACGAGGAGUCAGCUCCUCUCCUGGCAAGCGAACGCUCCGGCAAUGCCGUGUUCAGCAAACUCGCAGCCCACAAGCAGGAGGGUGCCGAUUGCAGUCGUCGAUCAGAUUCUGAAUCGUCCUCGCCGCACACGCAAAAACGCCGCAAGCAUCGUCGCCAUUUCAGCGUCGAUAACUUCUCCCUCACCACCAGUGCCGGCCCAGGCAGCAUUGACUCGACCACAUCAUCCGUCCGUUUCCAGGCCUCGCUCGAAACCCCCAUUCCUAGCCUCCCUCGCUGCACUCAUUCCUGCGACAGCAAGAAACCGGCUGCUGCCCCGGAACGCCGUUAUGUCCUGCGCGAGGCCGCCGAGGAAGAAACAACAACUACCGACCCCCUGCUGGCUGAGGGUAGCCUGUACGUGAUCGACGAGGAACGUGAUCCGGCCGCUUCUACUGUUAAGGCCGACAGCGAGGCCAAGAAGAACAAGAAGAAGAGGAAGGUCGCCGUGUUUGAGGAGGGCACCGCACCACCUGAGCUGCUGGCUCGGCACCGGCAUCACGUUGUGGCUAUCAAUGCCAUCGAUGGCACUGCUCAGAUGGUUGAGGGUGCCGAUGCCCAGAGCGUGGGGCAUUCUGUGUGUGUCACGGAAAACCUGAGUCAGAACGAUGAUGAGGAAGAGGAGUUAGAGCAGACUGCGACUGUUCGGCGGUAUGUUGUUGUGAUUAUUGAAGAGGAUGAGGCUGAGACUGCUCCAGGCUUCAAAGCCACCCUGGAUAAAUGGUGGGCGCCCUCAAUCGCCCCCUUUCCCCAUUCUUCCCAAACACCGAAAACUAACUUGGCUUCCAAGUCUGCACCGGCGGUCGUCGUCUUCACCCUCGGUUUCCUCGGCUUCCUGCUCGUUCUGGCCGCCAUCGGCCACUGCAUCCACGACGGCCGCUUCAACCCCAGCUCGCGGACGGCGGUCCUCGUGUACAACGCCUCCUUCGCCGCCGCCGCCGCCGAACGCCUCAACCCGGGGGGAACCAUCUCCCCAGACAUCACGGCGUUUCUGGCGCAGCAGGUCGAGCAAGAACGUCAGAGAGCUCGGGAGGAGGAACGUGCACGGUCCCGGGAGCAGUCCGGGCAGAGGACGGGCCCGUGGCAGCGGGGAUGGAGCUCCCUUCUUCCCCGGGGAUAUGGGUCUGGCGGUGCGCCUACGUCUGGUUCCCGCUACGGAGUCGGGCCGCCGCCGCCGUCCUCGUCAGGCACGGGCUUUCCCCGGCCCAGACAGUGGUGGGUGCGGGGCCCUGCGCACCAGCGACCCAACGAUCUCGAGUCUGGUCGUCAUCCGACCCGCCCCCGCCAGCAGCACCGGCGCCGCCCCCCUCGUCGCCGCGACAGCAGCGAAAGCGAUAGCGAUAUCCCCUGGCUGUCCUACUGCUGGUGGCUGGACCCGGACGUGGACCCGGAUCUGCCGCCUUAUCCGGGCCCGUCGCUCUCGUCGGUGGAAAGGAGAUACCCCGACCCCGUAGACUCUGCCUCGCCCCCUCCGUAUGAGGAGGCCUCGCAGUUGGCGGCUGAACAUGAAUCGCCCGCUGAGUCUGCUGGGUUAGCGGAUGGGCGCCACGUGUUGGCAGGCGGGGAGCAAAGUGCAGGGGAUGCGGUUGAUUUACCGCGGGAACCGCCUCCGCAGACAGCUCAAUCUUCGGGGACCUCGAUGUUCCCGUCUCCCGAGUCCCAACAGGACGGAUUCCUGGAGGGGAACACAGUUCAUGUCGCGGGUAGAAAACAUCCAGUCCCGUCACCUCAGCUCCGCAUCAUCCUCGACCCUCCUAGUCAAAACUUCACAAAGCUAAAGUUCACCAUCAAUCCCAAACCCAAAACCCCCAAAAUGACCCGCUCCCACGACAACAAAGCCCGCGCGACCAACAUCGUCACGCCCCUAGAGUGGACAGACGAGGUGCCACACAAGUGGUGCGGCAAGCUGGACAAGGGCCGCUUCGGCAAACCCAACAAGGCUCACAAGUGCGACGCGUGCAUGCGUUUUCGCGCUCGCGGCAUCAAGGCCCAGCAGGCCGCGGGCAGGGAGAGAGUGCGCGAAAAGAUGGACUGGGUCGCGUCAGGCGUGUGGUGGGAUGCCGGGGGUCCGGGGUGCUAA
Messenger RNA from Thermochaetoides thermophila DSM 1495, 3738 nucleotides. RefSeq names its product putative transporter protein. Lineage: Eukaryota; Fungi; Ascomycota; Sordariomycetes; Sordariales; Chaetomiaceae. Gene Ontology annotation, biological process: transmembrane transport. Bases 1 to 3738 code for a protein of 1245 amino acids. The record is from RefSeq and is a predicted model, not a curated record. Gene Ontology annotation, molecular function: transmembrane transporter activity. The transcript is spliced from 7 exons.